Messenger RNA from Porites evermanni, 379 nucleotides. The record is from the annotation of a GenBank genome assembly. NCBI's taxonomy places the organism in Eukaryota, Metazoa, Cnidaria, Anthozoa, Scleractinia, Poritidae.
GAAAGGCAAAUAAAGAGAGAGAGAGAGAGAGAGAGAGAGAGAGAGAGAGAGAGAGAGAGAGAGAGAGAGAGAGAGAGAGAGAGAGAGACACAGAAACGAAAAAAUAAACACAAAAAGAAAAAAGAGAGAGAGAAAAAAGAGGGGGGGGGACGCUCACAGUCAAGGUUAGAGAAAUGGUGAGAUUAGUGAGCAAAUAACAUUAAUAAAGUAAAAGAAAAUAAGAAAAAAAAAAAAACAAAAAAGAAAACGAAAAUAAGUAGGAAUAAAAAAAAAAAAUAAAAAAAAAAAAAGAGGAAAAAAGAGCAAAAAAAAGGAAAGAGGAGAUAGGGAGAGAGAGAGAGAGAGAGAGAGAGAGAGAGACACAGUAACGAGUAAAUAA